GGUUUAUGUAAAUACAAGCGAAAUUAUUACCUUCAGGGGAUACCCUAGUGAGGAGUAUGAAGUGACGACAGAAGAUGGGUAUAUCCUUUCCAUUAACAGAAUUCCUUAUGGAAGAAAAGGCCGCGAGGGAAGCAAAGGUCCAAGGCCUGCUGUGUUUCUGCAGCAUGGUUUGCUUGCUGAUGCCAGCAACUGGAUCACAAACUUGGAUUACAACAGCCUUGGCUUUAUGCUGGCAGACGCUGGCUAUGACGUGUGGCUGGGAAACAGCAGAGGGAACACCUGGUCCAGGAAACACACACACUUCACAGUGAAGCAAGAAGAAUUCUGGGUUUUCAGCUUUGAUGAAAUGGCCAAGUAUGACAUUCCAGCCUCAGUGGAUUUUAUUUUGGAGAAAACUGGCCAGGAACAAGUAUUUUACAUUGGCCAUUCACAGGGCACCACAAUGGCUUUCAUUGCCUUUUCAACUUUGCCACAGCUGGCUAAGAAAAUAAAAAUGUUCUUUGCCUUGGCACCAGUAGCUACAGUCAAGUUUGCUACUAGUCCUCUGGUAAAACUGGGAGUGUUUCCUGACCUGCUACUCCAGGACAUGUUUGGAAAGAAGCAAUUCCUCCCUCAGAAUUCUCUGCUGAAGUGGCUUGCUACCCAUGUUUGCACUCACAGAAUACUUGAUGACCUUUGUGGCAACUUAUUCUUUCUUCUCUGUGGUUUCAAUGAGAGAAACUUGAAUAUGAGCCGAGUGGAUGUGUAUUCAACACACUGCCCUGCAGGAACAUCUGUACAAAACAUGAUCCACUGGAGCCAGGCUGUGAAGACAGGGGAGCUCAAAGCUUAUGACUGGGGCAGCAAGGCUGCAAAUAUGGCUCACUACAACCAGUCUACUCCCCCUCUCUACAAAAUAAAAGAGAUGACUGUACCAACUGCAGUGUGGACUGGUGGACAGGACUGGCUGGCAGACCCAAAGGAUGUUGCUAUGCUGCUCACUCAGAUCACAGAUUUGGUUUACCACAAAAACAUUCCAGAAUGGGAACAUUUGGAUUUCAUCUGGGGUCUUGAUGCACCUUACCGCAUGUAUAAUGAAAUAAUUAACAUGAUUAGGAAGUACCUCUAAACCAACAUGGUAUUUCACAUUAUUAGUUCACCAGGAAUUUGUCUUUUUUUAAAAUACACUUUUCUGGCAAUAAUGCCACAUUGUUUAGUAUGAUGCACUUUUAAAAUGCCAGCAAUGACCACUGAAUCGGAUUCAUAUUUGGUUUGUUUUUCUCAGUAUUAUUUCUCUGUCUCCAUAGUAUUCUGCUGUUUUGCACACAGUGGCAUGGUACUCAAAACAGAGUAG
Molecule: messenger RNA, 1333 nt
Organism: Acanthisitta chloris (rifleman)
Lineage: Eukaryota; Metazoa; Chordata; Aves; Passeriformes; Acanthisittidae
Product: putative lysosomal acid lipase/cholesteryl ester hydrolase
Exons: 9
Molecular function (GO): hydrolase activity, acting on ester bonds
Source: RefSeq, a predicted model, not a curated record